AACUCUGCGGUUCUUUUUAAGUCAUUUGGAGCCGUACAGUUUGUAAGAUAAGGGGAUUAGAUUUAGAGAGAGAAAGUUCUGGAGAGAGAGUAGGUGAGGAUUGGGUUUGGUCUUCGAAACCCUACUUUUGGCUGGAAGCCCUAGCGUUUGUUUCUCGAGAAAAUCCUGAUCGUCGAUUUUCUCGCAAAAUUUAGGGUUUUUCUUAAAAUUUUUUGGGAUUCUUUGUCGAUUCUUUGUGCGUAUUGGAACUCUAGCUCGAAUCGAUCUGUGUUGUGGGAAGAAUCGGUGAGGAUCGGGUUAGGGUUUCGGAGUUACAUGUAUGGCUUCGGGCCCUAUAGUCGAUGGUGGUGGCGGUGGCGGAGGUGAUGGUUCUCGAGAGAAGAAAAGAUGGCAAGAAAGCAAGGUCUAUACCAGAAAAGCCUUCAAGGGUCCCAAGGCUACUGCUCCACCCACCCCCACCGACACAGCCACCACCGCCGCGCUCGCCACAGCCACAGCCACAGCCACGGCCGCCACCACAGCCCCAAACAACAGCGAUAACAACAGCACCCCUCAACAGCCCGUUCAAGCCGUAGCUUCCGAACACGCGAACUCGUCUCAGCAACCGCGCGAGAUCAACGCAGAAACUGCGGUGUCGGACGAUUCGUCGAGCCUCAGCCGGGCACAUCUCGCAGAGCCCAGUUCCAUCGAGGCUCCUCCGGCUGGAAACGGGGCCGUUAAACCUGGUAUUUCGAGAUUGGAAAAUCGAAUAAAGAUCAAUCUGGCGACAAGGUCGAAGCAAGAGACGCGGGAGCUUCGAAGGAAGCUGCAGACUGAGCUUGAUUUGGUUAGGUCUUUAGUGAAGAAGAUUGAAGCCAAGGAUGUGUUGGGAAGUGAGGGCGGUGUUGUUGAUGAUAGUGUGGCGAAGAGAGUUAGUUCGGAAGUGGCAUCGGUGAAUGAGUCUAGACCUUUACAACAGUCAAGACCUUUGCAACAAUCGAGGUCUUUCCCACAGGCGAAAUCUUUGUCACAGUCGAGGCCUUUGCACCAGCUAAGUAUAUCUGUCAUAGAGAAUAGUCAGGGUGGGAGUGAUGUCGUGGAGAAAGAGAAGAGAACACCCAAGGCGAAUCAGUUUUAUCGGAAUUCAGAGUUUCUUCUUGGUAAAGAGAAGUUCCCCACCGAGAGUAACAAGAAGACGAAAUUGAAUGGAAAGAAGCACGGGGGAGUAGAACCAGGAUAUGGGUCUGCAAUGAACAAGUGUUUUAAGAAUUGUGGUGCUUUGCUUGAGAGGUUGAUGAAGCACAAACAUGGUUGGGUUUUUAAUAGCCCAGUUGAUGUAAAAGGUCUUGGUUUGCAUGACUAUUUUAGUAUUAUCACGGAUCCAAUGGAUUUAGGUACUGUGAAAUCUAGGUUGAACAAGAAUUGGUACAAGUCACCGAGAGAGUUUGCAGAGGAUGUAAGACUUACUUUUCACAAUGCUAUGACAUAUAAUCCGAAAGGGCAAGAUGUUCAUGUAAUGGCAGAGGUGUUAUCAAAGAUAUUCGAGGACAAAUGGGCAGUCAUAGAGGCUGAGUAUAGUCGGGAAUUGAGGCUUGGAUAUGAAUAUGAAAUGGGUCUUCCUACACCUACAUCAAGGAAACUACCUGCCCCACCACCAAUGUUGCCCUCACAUGAAAUGAGAAGGGUGUUGGAUAGAUCGGAAUCAAUGACAUAUGCAGUUGACCCCAAAAUUAAACCCAUGAAUUAUACUCCAUUAGUCAGGACUCCUUCUUUGAAGAAGCCCAAGGCCAAGGAUCCCAAUAAAAGGGACAUGACUUUUGAGGAGAAGCAGAAACUCAGCACAAACCUUCAGAAUUUACCUUCAGAAAAGUUGGACAAUAUUGUACAUAUUAUCAAAAGGAAUAAUUCGGCCCUCUGCCAAGACAAUGAUGAAAUUGAAGUGGACAUUGAUAGUGUUGAUGCAGAGACUCUAUGGGAGUUGGACAGGUAUGUUACGAAUUACAAAAAGAGUCUGAGCAAGAACAAGAGAAAAGCUGAACUUGCUCAGGCCAGAGCAGAAGCUGCCCGGAAAAUCCAGGAAAGGAAUCCUGUCCCAGUUGUGACAGAGGCAGCAAGAGAAACUAAUAUAGAUGAAAGGAAUAUUUCCUCCUCAUCUCCAGUACAAGGAGAAAAGCAAGGAGAGAAUGUAAGUGGUUCGAGUAGUUCAAGCAGCUCUGACAGCGACUCUGGAUCCUCUUCAAGUGACUCCGAUAGUGAAACUUCGUCAGCUGAUGGAUCUGAUGCUAGGCCUUCACCUAGGACUUGAUUGUAUUCAGUUAAGUUAAGCAGCCUUCUAGAGGGAUAAAACACCUGUCAAGAAUGUGUUGGCCAAAGUGAAAGGUGAGAAGGUUGGAGAGAAUGAAAUUAGCCUGCAUGAAGAGUCUCAGGUGGAGAACCGGAGAUUUUGGAGAAUGAGAUUCUGAAUUGGAUAGUUUCAAUGUAUAGGACAGAAUCAUUUCCAUUUUAUGAUGAGCUCUAGGGCACCUUUGUAGGAAAACUAGCUUGCUAAUGUCUAGUCGUCUUCCCAUAUCCUUCUAAUCUUACCCACCUAACCCCAUUUGCACCAUAACUCCAAUGGGUGAGGAGGAGGAGAUUCCUAAUGUUUUUUCUUAUGUAAAAAGGGAGUAAAAUUUUCCCAUGUAUUCUUGUGGGUGGCAGGAGCUGUAAUUGUUCAUCUUUUUUAUAUUGUGUUUGUAAUGUAAGAUUUUCCCCCAAGUCUUCUUCACAUUCUGUGAUGAAACAUUUUGGCGAUCAAACUAAACUCUAGUUCUGUCACCUAA
This is a messenger RNA of Vitis vinifera (wine grape), 2798 nucleotides long. RefSeq names its product transcription factor GTE4. Gene Ontology annotation, molecular function: protein binding. The record is from RefSeq and is a predicted model, not a curated record. The transcript is spliced from 5 exons. Lineage: Eukaryota; Viridiplantae; Streptophyta; Magnoliopsida; Vitales; Vitaceae. The coding region runs from base 320 to 2284 and encodes 654 amino acids.